AUGUUUCAAGAAAUGCUCACGCGUCAGGAUCCCGCUCAGAACAAUGUUAUAUUCAUGUUCUCCAUUAUGCUGAUUAUGCUUGCCUUCGGAGCGUUACAGUCCACUUGCGAGCCGCCGACUGUGGAAGACAUCCUCGAAGUCUUUGCGUUGUUCCGAGGACCUAGAGCUCUGUGGAAUAUUCGGGAUACUGCGGAAACCGAGCUUGGCGAGGCUAUAAUGUCUGGAGACAAGCUUGAAGUCGCAUCCUCGGAUUUGAUCACCCCCGGAGCCGAGGAGAUCUUUGCAGAGCUGGACAAGACGGAAAUGGACGAAGUUUGCACGGAAGCUGCCCAGCUGCUGAGAAUCACUUGGGCUACGGUGAAGCUUGUUCCGAACGACCUCCGAGCUAUGGCGUAUUUCCCGGCCAUGGCAGACGAUGCGUUUUUUACAAAAGUCGCGGAGCACGAUGCGAAUGCUUUGUUGGUAUUGCGGCAUUUUGCUGUCGUCCUCAAGGCUCAUGAAGAGCGAUGGUGGGUUGGCAGGUGGCAUGAGAUCUUGGUCGCCGCGGUUGAUGCUGCGUGGCCGAAGGAUGUCCAGUGA
This is a messenger RNA of Cercospora beticola, 579 nucleotides long. RefSeq lists its product as uncharacterized. The record is from RefSeq and is a predicted model, not a curated record. Gene Ontology annotation, molecular function: DNA-binding transcription activator activity, RNA polymerase II-specific. Lineage: Eukaryota; Fungi; Ascomycota; Dothideomycetes; Mycosphaerellales; Mycosphaerellaceae. Gene Ontology annotation, biological process: regulation of transcription by RNA polymerase II.